Messenger RNA from Aureobasidium uvarum, 468 nucleotides. NCBI's taxonomy places the organism in Eukaryota, Fungi, Ascomycota, Dothideomycetes, Dothideales, Saccotheciaceae. The record is from the annotation of a GenBank genome assembly.
UUACCACAAGAUGGCCAACCCCAAUCAAGGUCCCCUCCAGGCCCAAAACCUGAUACCAACACAAACUCCAAUCGCGGCAACAACACAGGUCUCAAUCUUCCUGUUCGUGAUGUUGAUCUCAGCGACUUCACGAUCAACAGCGAUGGACAAGCACAGCAGCCUCAAACCACAGACCACGUCAAAUUUCUCGCUCACCUUACCCGUAUCUUCAACCGCAAUUCUCAGUACACCACAACCCUUGCUGUUCAGNGUUACACCGUCAACUUCAUCGGUGGACUUCCUCAGGGAUAUGUCUUGGAGAGCCGGGUUCGCGCCCACCAAUCUCCAUUCUUCCCCAAAACAGUCAAAACAGAUCUCUUCAUUCGUGGACACCCUCGUAGAGACUUCACAUCAGUUAUCCAGUUCGCUAACCAUGUCUAUUACAUGAUGCGCAACGAUCUCGUCAACUGCGACUGUUCUAGCUGCUAG